CAAGAAUUACGCAGUUGUGUUUUGCACAUCAUGUCUCUCAGCUUGCUCUUUCAUUUCCCCUUUUUCAACGUUAUCACAUUAUGUUCACUCUUCUUAUUUGCUUUUCCUCUUCACAAAGCUCUUUAAACAGCUGCAAAGGGGGAGGGACCACUAUGCUCACGAAAAUUCCCCUUUGCAGAACGCUUCUGUCAGGUCCUACUGUGUGUCUCUUUCCAGGCAUUUCAUACCUCCAAGAUUCAGGUUUGCUUUUCCAUCUCCUCCCUGAGCCUCCCUGCCAGCAGAGCCCACUGCCAGCUGUUCAAGCUGAAGGACAGUAAGGCACAUCCUACUGCCAUGAGGAAAAUGUACAGCCUGGUUCUCUUUGUGGUGGGCUCCUUUUGUCUGAACGGAAGCAUGGCAGCAGAUGCUGAAGAAAAGCUCAUGAACCACCUACUGAGUCCUGACAGAUACAAUAAGUUAAUUCGACCAGCAGUCAACUCCUCCCAGCUGGUAUCCAUAGAGCUGCAGGUAUCCCUGGCACAGCUCAUCAGUGUGAACGAACGGGAGCAGAUCAUGACCACGAACGUCUGGCUGAACCAGGAGUGGAUUGAUUACCGGCUGGCUUGGAAGCCCUCUGACUAUGAAGGAAUAAAUAAGCUGAGAAUACCUGCAAAACACAUCUGGUUGCCAGACAUUGUGCUUUACAAUAAUGCGGACGGCACGUACGAAGUCUCGCUGUACACUAACGCCAUUGUGAAGAACAAUGGCAGCAUUCUCUGGCUGCCCCCUGCUAUUUACAAGAGUGCCUGCAAGAUUGAGGUGAGGCAUUUCCCUUUUGACCAACAGAACUGCACGCUGAAGUUCCGCUCCUGGACGUACGACCACACAGAAAUUGAUAUGGUGCUCAAGACUUCCAUGGCAAGCAUGGACGACUUCACACCAAGCGGAGAGUGGGACAUCGUAGCACUUCCAGGAAGGAGGACUGUGAAUCCUCUGGACCCCAGUUAUGUUGAUGUGACAUAUGACUUCAUUAUUAAAAGGAAACCACUUUUUUAUACCAUCAAUCUUAUCAUUCCCUGUGUGCUAAUUACAUCCUUAGCCAUCUUAGUAUUCUACUUGCCUUCAGACUGUGGUGAAAAAAUGACCUUGUGCAUAUCUGUGCUGCUUGCCUUGACUGUGUUCUUGUUGCUGAUCUCCAAAAUCGUCCCUCCAACAUCUCUAGAUGUGCCACUGAUUGGGAAGUAUCUCAUGUUUACAAUGGUGCUGGUGACCUUCUCAAUAGUUACCAGUGUGUGUGUGCUCAAUGUGCACCACAGAUCUCCAAGCACUCACACCAUGCCCCCCUGGGUAAAGCUGGUUUUCCUUGAAAGGCUCCCGGCCUAUCUGUUCAUGAAGCGCCCAGAAAAUCAUUCUCCGCGGCAAAAGCCAUGCAACCGAAAAAAGACAAAAGCAGAGAAUCCUUGUACGGAGCCAUCUGACUUCUACAAGAACUCUACCUAUUUUUUGAAUACAGCUUCUGCCAAAAGAUAUGAGAUGAAAGUCUCUGAGACACUUGACAAUGUCAGCAGUCACCGAGAUUUUAGGUUAAGAACAGGCGCGAAGUUUUCUCCUGAAGUGCAAGAAGCGAUUGAUGGAGUCAGUUUUAUAGCAGAGCACAUGAAAAGCGAUGACAACGACCAGAGUGUCAUUGAAGAUUGGAAGUAUGUUGCCAUGGUAGUGGACAGGCUGUUUCUCUGGAUAUUUGUCCUUGUUUGUGUCCUGGGGACUGUUGGAUUAUUUCUGCAACCACUUUUUCAAAACCACACUGCUGCCAUAAACCCUUAGCUAUUAUUGAAAAUUGUCAGUACUUACACAGACAUUUGGUCUUGUUCUGCUCUCAAUUUCCCCUUUGUUAACUCCACAGAGAUGCCAAGUGAGUUGCCCUUACAUCCCUUGGAGCAGGGAAAAGGAAAGUAGGACUUGACUUACUAGGAUAAGAAAAAAACCAAAACAAAUAGAAAACUUUUUUUCUUUUUGCCACUUCUGGUGAUAUCUUGCCCUUUUUUCAAUUAUUUGAAGUCUGAACAUUACAGUGAAAGAUUUUUACUGUACAAAAUGUCAUCCUGGCAUCAUCAUCAUCAUCAUCAUCAUCAUCUUAUUAUUAUUUUUAUUAUUAUUAUGUAUUUUAAAUAUAUUGCCUUAGGAAGGAUAUUUUCUUUCUUUAGAAUACUGCAAUUUCCCUAUUGCAAAAAGGUAUUGCUGUGAAAUUUAUUUCCUUCAAAUGCAUCAAAACUAUUUGUGUCUGAUUUAUAAAGAGCACUGCAAGUGGGUUUGAUGCUUAAAUCUGAGUGAGAAACAGCAACACUUCUGAGGUAACCACUGAAAGGUUUCUCACCUUGCCAUCUCUGGUAGCCGAUGGAUCAACAAAGGCCAAAUUAAUGUAUGAUAAACAAACAUGUAUAUAAUACUCUGAUGAUGAAAUAGAAAUAAAACGUAACAUUUUCCUUUAUA
This is a messenger RNA of Catharus ustulatus (Swainson's thrush), 2469 nucleotides long. RefSeq names its product cholinergic receptor nicotinic beta 4 subunit (gene CHRNB4). Gene Ontology annotation, biological process: signal transduction; regulation of membrane potential; chemical synaptic transmission. The coding region runs from base 334 to 1803 and encodes 489 amino acids. Gene Ontology annotation, molecular function: acetylcholine-gated monoatomic cation-selective channel activity; transmembrane signaling receptor activity. The record is from RefSeq and is a predicted model, not a curated record. The transcript is spliced from 6 exons. Lineage: Eukaryota; Metazoa; Chordata; Aves; Passeriformes; Turdidae. Gene Ontology annotation, cellular component: neuron projection; synapse; postsynaptic membrane.